Molecule: messenger RNA, 1838 nt
Organism: Brachypodium distachyon (stiff brome)
Lineage: Eukaryota; Viridiplantae; Streptophyta; Magnoliopsida; Poales; Poaceae
Product: IAA-amino acid hydrolase ILR1-like 2
Exons: 4
Coding region: 15-1499 (494 amino acids)
Biological process (GO): auxin metabolic process
Cellular component (GO): endoplasmic reticulum
Molecular function (GO): IAA-Ala conjugate hydrolase activity
Source: RefSeq, a predicted model, not a curated record
GCGCACGCGUGUCUAUGCGCACCACACGCUCUCGGCGCCGCCGCACGGCCUCCACCACAAGUCCACACACGACCAGCCGGCUUCGGUCUUGUUUCUUCUCCUCGACCGAUCGCCACACUGCCCACACACACUGCUCUACGCUGCGCGUGCGCGCAAGGUGCAGCACAACCAAACGGCCGACGCCGAUGGGCCUACUCUCGCGGGCCGGGCUGCUUUUGGCCGUCGCCGUCGCGCUGUGGUGCCGUGCCAGCUGUGCCUCGGCGGAGGGCGGCGCCGGCGUGCUCCGGUGGGCGAAGCGGCCCGAGUUCGCGGCGUGGAUGGCGGGCGUCAGGAGGGCCAUCCACGAGCGCCCCGAGCUGGCGUUUGAGGAGCGCGAGACGAGCGCGCUGGUGAGGAGGGAGCUCGACGCCAUGGGCGUGCGCUACGAGCACCCGGUGGCCGGCACCGGCGUCGUCGCGGCCGUGGGCACGGGGCGCCCGCCGUUCGUCGCGCUGCGCGCCGACAUGGACGCGCUCCCGCUGCAGGAGGAAGUGGAGUGGGAGCACCGGAGCAAGGUGGCCGGGAAGAUGCACGCCUGCGGCCACGACGCGCACACCGCGAUGCUGCUCGGCGCCGCCAGGAUCCUUCACGAGCACCGCCACGACCUGCAGGGGACGGUGAUCCUUCUUUUCCAGCCCGGCGAGGAGAUCGGUAUCGGGGCCCGGAAGAUGGUGGAGGCCGGCGCCGUGGACAAGGUGGAGGCGAUCUUCGGGUUCCACGUCACCGUGAUGCUCCCCACCGGCGUGGUGGGGUCGAGGGCCGGCCCGCUGCUUGCCGGCUGCGGCUUCUUCGAGGCUGUGAUCACCGGCAAGGGCGGCCACGCCGCCACCCCCCAAAGCAGCGUCGACCCCGUCUUGGCCGCCUCCAGCGUCGUGCUCGCCCUCCAGAGCCUCGUCUCCCGGGAGGCCGACCCCCUUGACGCCCAGGUGGUGACGGUAACGAGGUUCCGCGGCGGCGGCGGCGCGUUGAACGUGAUCCCGGACUCGGUCACGAUCGGCGGCACGUUCCGGUGCUUCUCGAACGAGGGGUUCGCGCGUCUGAAGCGGCGGAUCGAGGAGGUGAUCGUGGCGCAGGCCGCGGUGCACCGGUGCGCGGCGGGCGUGGACUUCCACGCGGGCGGGCGCCCGCUGCUGGCACCGACGACCAACAGCGCCGCGCUGCACGCGCACUUCGUGGCCGUGGCGACCGGCACGGUGGGCGCGGGCGGCGUGCGGGGCGGCAUGGAGCCGUGCAUGGGGAGCGAGGACUUCGCCGCCUUCUCCGAGGCCGUGCAAGGGGGGUCCCACUUCUACUUCGUCGGGAUACGGAACGAGUCCGCCGGGUCCGUGCACGACGCGCACUCGCCGCUCUUCCGGGUCGACGAGGGCGCGCUCCCGUACGGCGCGGCCAUGCACGCCACACUCGCCAUGACGUACCUGCAGCAGCAGCGCCCGCGCGGGGACUCCCACGACGAGCUGUAGCUAGCCCUGUAGGCUGUAGCUGUGGCCUGUGGGUAGGUUCAGGUUCUGUUGCUGCAUUGCCUGCAUGCUAGUCGAACAGCUCUUGCAGUGCGCGAGGCAGGGAGGGUCGGCGAUCUCGAGAUGACCAGGUCAGCGGUGGCGUCUCUCGUCGGGAUUCUGUUGAGAAAUGCCCUUCCUGUUCCUAGCGGAAGGUACAUGGAGGUGGUCAAUCCGGCCGGUGUAAAGAUGUUAAGAUGGUCACUUGCAGUAUCACACGAACAAGUUGGGAACGGGAAGAAUUACCUGUGCUAUGGUCUCUAAUACUAGUUCAUACCACUAAAUGACAUUACUCCGUAAUAA